Messenger RNA from Balaenoptera musculus (blue whale), 1649 nucleotides. RefSeq names its product dynein assembly factor with WD repeats 1 (gene DAW1). NCBI's taxonomy places the organism in Eukaryota, Metazoa, Chordata, Mammalia, Artiodactyla, Balaenopteridae. The record is from RefSeq and is a predicted model, not a curated record. The transcript has 13 exons. Bases 2 to 1291 code for a protein of 429 amino acids. Gene Ontology annotation, molecular function: protein binding.
CAUGACGACCACGUCGGUCGGCUGGUGGUCCCCCGGCGAGAGAAUGAAGCUCAAGAGCCUCCUGCUCCGGUAUUACCCGCCAGGAAUUAUGCUGGAAUAUGAGAAAAGUGGACAAUUAAAGACCAAAUCCAUAGAUCUGCUCGAUCUCCAUACCAGUACAGAUGUCAAUGCCUUAGUAGAAGAGAUACAGAAAGCAGAACCUCUAAUCACAGCUUCACGAGCAGACCAGGUCAAACUUUUAAUACAGAGGUUACAAAAUAAACUCGGACAGUACAGCAACCACAAAUUCUAUCUUUUUAAGGUUCUCAGAGCACAUAUACUGCCAUUGACCAACGUUGCACUUAAUAAAUCAGGCUCAUGCUUUAUCACAGGAAGCUAUGAUCGGACAUGCAAACUCUGGGACACUGCCUCUGGAGAGGAACUUCACACCCUGGAGGGUCACAGGAAUGUGGUUUAUGCCAUAGCAUUCAACAAUCCUUAUGGUGACAAAAUUGCCACUGGGUCCUUUGAUAAGACUUGUAAACUAUGGAGUGUAGAAACCGGAAACUGUUACCAUACCUUUAGGGGUCAUACAGCAGAAAUAGUGUGUUUAUCGUUUAAUCCUCAAAGCACAUUGGUGGCUACUGGAAGUAUGGACACAACGGCCAAACUGUGGGACAUUCAGAAUGGAGAGGAAGCGUUCACUCUCACAGGACACUCAGCUGAAAUCAUCUCUUUGUCCUUUAACACCUCAGGAAACAGAAUCAUCACGGGGUCUUUCGAUCAUACAGUUACAGUGUGGGGUGCUGAUACUGGAAGGAAGGUGUAUACCUUAAUUGGGCAUUGUGCUGAGAUCAGCAGUGCCUUAUUCAGCUGGGAUUGCUCUCUGAUAUUAACUGGCUCUAUGGACAAAACCUGCAUGCUGUGGGAUGCUACAAAUGGAAAAUGUGUGGCAACAUUAACAGGCCAUGAUGAUGAAAUACUAGACAGCUGUUUUGAUUACACUGGAAAGCUUAUUGCAACUGCUUCGGCUGAUGGAACAGCAAGAGUUUUCAGUGCAGCCACAAGAAAAUGCAUUACCAAAUUGGAAGGCCAUGAAGGUGAAAUUUCAAAGAUUUCUUUCAACCCCCAAGGGAACCGUCUUCUCACUGGCAGCUCUGACAAAACAGCUAGAAUCUGGGAUGUUCAGACUGGUCAGUGCUUACAGGUUCUUGAGGGACACACGGAUGAAAUCUUUUCAUGUGCUUUCAACUAUAAAGGUGACAUAGUCAUUACAGGUAGCAAGGAUAAUACCUGUAGGAUAUGGCGCUGAUUGAAGAAAGCCAGUCCAUGAGGAAACUUGCCACUUGGCAUCACAGCCAGCCAGCAAGCUAUUGUGACAUUUCAUGUUUUCUCUUUGUCCACAAGUCAACCUUUUAUACACUGUCGUUAGCUUCACAGAUAUGACCAUUAAAGCUGAUGGACUUAUAUCACUCCUUGAUAUUAUUUGGUAGAGAUGACAGGAACACACAUACUGUUUGGCAAAUGUCACUGGUUAUUUCAAUUUUCUUUCUUGGUAGCAUCACGAUACUGAUAAAUGAAACAAGAGUAAUGUAACAACGUGUCUCCUAGAUUCUGCUUUGAAGCCUAUUAUUAUAAUUUCUGUUGAAUAAAGUUUUUGGAGAAAAUUU